Molecule: messenger RNA, 3599 nt
Organism: Pungitius pungitius (ninespine stickleback)
Lineage: Eukaryota; Metazoa; Chordata; Actinopteri; Perciformes; Gasterosteidae
Gene: phactr1
Product: phosphatase and actin regulator 1
Exons: 13
Coding region: 533-2356 (607 amino acids)
Biological process (GO): stress fiber assembly; cell motility
Molecular function (GO): actin binding
Source: RefSeq, a predicted model, not a curated record
CUGUAUAGCUUGAGCUAGAACUGACUGACUGACUGAUUACUAGAUGAAGGUCACAAUGGGAUAGUUUUACAGUCACCAGGUAAGACAAUAAUAUAAACGAUUUAGUUAACAAGGGAUAUUGCUAAUAUUAUUACACGUGCUAUAUCAAACCGGUAAAGUGGUGCCAAAACCAAAAGCUGGUGCCGUUUUCUGCAAUUCAGGGAAUAUUUUAUUUAUAUAAUCUAUGGGUGUAUUACUAAAAGUGAUACAUGCCUAUUUUUGUUUUAUAUCUGCCCUUGUAGUACCUAUGAACCUAAAAUAAAGUUUUAAUCAAUUGAAUAUAUGUCAAAUUCAUCAAAUGCUGUCACAAUUUCUCCAAUCCCUGACGUGUCAAAUUUCAAAUAGCUUAUUAAUUGUAUAUUAAACAGAGGAAAAAGGUAAGUCAAUUCUAACAAUGGAGUAGCUUGAAGAAAAGAUUUUGACUGAUAAAUGCAAUUUUAAAUAACAAGCAGCAUUGUUCUUAACAUUCUUCUCCAUAUAAUCUUCUCAGUAAAUGACAAUGAUUUCACUGGCCACUGUGAUCUGGUGUUAUAGAACCUCUCUCUGUCUCUCUCUCUCUCCUUCCUUCACACCCUCCAUCACCAUCACAACGCGCCUCCCUCACUGUCUGCCCGGGUCGGUGCACGAGUGGCUGCUGCUGCGCCGAACCCCACGCAGUCCCGCCGGUCGCCAGUGUGCGCUGCCCGGCCGGCCGAACAUGGCGGCGGCCCCGGAGGACAAAGUAGACCGCAGACCGAUCCGGAGGGUCCGGUCCAAGAGUGACACGCCUUACAUCAACGAGGCGAGGAUCUCUCUCCACCUGGAGACAGCCGAGGAAGUGGAGAGGUUGACAGCGAUGCGCUCCGAUUCGCUGGUUCCAGGCACACACACGCCUCCCAUUCGGCGGCGGAGCAAAUUGGCCACUCUGGGACGUCUAUUUAAGCCCUGGAAAUGGAGGAAGAAGAAGAGUGAAAAGUUCAAGCAGACCUCAGCCGUGUUGGAGAGGAAAAUGUCCACUCGCCAGAGCAGAGAGGAGCUAAUUAAGAAAGGAGUGCUCAAGGAGGAAUAUGAGAAAGAGGGCUCUUCCUCGGCUCUACUCCAGGACGAGAAGAUGGAGAACGGGCCCUCUCCGGCGCUCGACUCCAGCCCGUCAGAGUCUGAAGGUACUGAGUUGAUGGAAGGAGCCACUGCAGCUGUAGGCUCUCUGAAGUUUCAGAUGCUGAAAGAGGGUGCAUGUCAACAGGACCAAGGCCAAAAACCCACAAAGAAAUCUCCAGUGUAUGGGGCCGAUGGCGCCGAGUCAGCGCUCUCCAGACCUCCUACGCUACACAAAACACCCCCUGCACUGCCGCCCAAGCCCUUCAACAGGCUACCCAAUCACAUCGCAGACGGUGCCCCGGUGAAGUUGCCAUGUAUGUCUGCGAAGCUCUCUCCUCCUCUACCUCCAAAGAAGCUAAUGAUCUCCAUAGCCGCAGGGAGCACGGAGCCGUCAUCACUCGCCUUCCAGAAGUGCCACGCUCCAACGGGCGGGCACUCCCUGCAGUACGGGGUGCUACCCCUCCACCCCCCCAGCCGAAUCAUAGAGGAGCUCAACAAGACCCUCGCCCUCACUAUGCAGAGGUUUGAGAGCACCUUGAUGCACACGGUUCCCACGGUGAUGAAUGACUGUAACAACGACAAAGAGAACCUCCCUCUGGGGGCAGACUACGAGGACCUCCCUGAGGAAGAGGAGGAGGAGGAAGAGGAUGAAGAAGAAGAAGAUGACGAGGAGGAAGAGGAGGAAGAAGACGAUGAUGACGAUGAGGAGGAAGAUGAUGAUACAUUCUUUACAAGCACGCUGGCGAUGAAGGUUUUACGAAAGGACUCGCUAGCCAUCAAGCUGAGUAACCGUCCAUCGAUGAGGGAUCUGGAGGACAAAAACAUCCUGCCGAUGCAGUCGGACCAGGAGAGAUUUGAGUCGCGGCAGCAAACCGCCACCAAGCUGACCAGGCGAUUGAGUCAGCGGCCGACAGCAGAGGAACUGGAGCAGAGGAACAUACUCAAACCUCGAAACGAUGUGGAGGAACAGGAGAAGAGGGAGAUCAAGAGACAUCUGUCCAAAAAGCUCAGCCAGAGGCCCACAGUGGAGGAACUGAGGGAGGCCAAGAUCCUCAUCCGCUUCAGUGACUACGUGGAGGUGGCCGAGGCUCAGGACUACGACCGGAGAGCCGACAAGCCGUGGACUCGACUAACAGCUGCUGACAAGGCUGCCAUCAGGAAGGAGUUAAAUGAGUUUAAGAGCACAGAGAUGGAGGUGCAUGAGUCGAGCCGUCAUUUCACCAGGUUUCAUCGACCAUGAGAUGGACGUGUAAGAAAGUCGGCCAUGCUUUUAUUCUCCCACGCAGGCCUCCAUCGGUCCGACUGUGACCUUUUCCAGCGUCGACCUCAAGCUGAUGGCCGGGUUGGAACACGUGUACGAGGCCGUCACGGGAAACACUAGCAGACACUUUUGAAAUUCAAAUGGAUUCAACUCUGAACCCAGAAUCCCCCCUCAGUGGCGAUUUGACACACAUCUCAAUGUCUACAUGCACUUUUAUUUAUUUUUCAAGCUGAAUGAGGCAAUGUGGGGUUUUUUGCAGCACUUUUUGGAACACUGCUUUAGUCACACAGAAUAUGUGCCAAGUUUGAGGAAGGCAAACCAAAGGCGAUGAAGAUGGGACUUUAUUUCACACAGGGAUUGUUUUCUUGCCUUUCAAAAUAUUCUUUUCUGUGCUCUUUCAACUGGACUUGAUCUUUCCUUAGGGAGCUUCUUGUGUUGGCACAGUGUUACUCCAUAGAUGACAUCCAGAUCAUUUCUCAAUGACUAAAAAUGGCAGCUGAAUCUUAAGCCUAAAGUCCCAAAACGCACCCAGCAAGCUAGAAAGUGAUAAUUGAGAACACACACACAUAUUAAACAACUGAGCAAUAAUUCAAGAUUUCUUUUGAUUUGCAUGUAUCUGUGCCCUAAAUUCAAGAGCUCAAAACACCCUGGAUUUCAGAUCUCUGUUUUAAACCACAUCAGUCUCAAUCUUGGAUGCAUCUCAUUCACUUCUGGUGGGAGUUACUGAACCCACGGUGCCACUCUGCCUUCACUAUGAUUUACAGGGAUGUCAAAGUUGCCAAAUGAUAUUGUUCGAUACAGAUCUGUGGACACAGCAUCACGUUACCGGACUCUCAGCAAAAUUAAAGUGUGGAUUUGCAUUCCAUUUUUUUUUAAUUGUUGGUACACAAUCCCUGACCUUAACUUUAUUUAUUCUUUACAGUCCUUGUUAGGUACAUAAAUCUGACCAUAUUAUUGGGACAGCUGGUUGAUCUGUUGUGUGUUAUGACCGUUUGUAUGUACAAGCGUCGGUAUUAUUACUGUCUCUUGUAUGUUUAAAAAUGUUUUGAAAAAUGUUCUCAGAAUUAUAAUACUUGUACAUAACAAAGGAAGUAAGCAAGACUUUUCAAAUGUUUUUUGUAAAGCAGAAAAACUGCAUGUGGGUAUUAAGUUAUUGUGAGUCUAUGAUGCAAGUUUCUUGAAGAAAGAAACUCAUAAAAAUAAUAAUAAGUUAAUGCUUCUG